GUGGAAAUUCACUUGUCCGUCAACUUUUUUCCGGCGCUUCUAGAGCGGACCGCUGUGCGCUUCAUUGAUAAAGCCUGCUUUGCUCCCUGGCAAUUUACACAGGGCUAGCCGGAUCUGUAUUUUUCUCUCCUUUAUUCCACCCUCCUUAUUUAGCCUGCCCACUUUUCCCUUGAGGCGUUUCAGCUCUUGCAAAUACUCCUGUCCUUCUGGGUCGCCGAUUCACUACCAGUAUUCGCCCUCUUGUUACUUCUAGCCACCAUUUGUUCAUAAUCUCAGAAACACAGCCCUCACACACGCAAAUAUGAAGCGGAUACGCUACAACAGCCCGAUGACCCAAGUGGUCAUCAUGAGCCUCAUUUGCUUCCUGUGCCCAGGCAUGUUCAACGCCCUGAAUGCUGUUGGCGGUGCCGGGCAGGUUGACCGGACAGUGUCCAACAACACAAACACCGGACUGUACUGUACAUUCAUCGUGUUUGGUGUUCUUGGUGGCGCCAUUGUCAACCUGUGUGGAAUUCGCUGGACCAUCUUCCUCUCUGGUCUGACGUACUCUCUCUACUCGGCCUCGUACAUCUACUACAACCACACCAAAAACGGUGCAUUCACCAUUAGCACCGGCCCGAUUCUCGGGAUUGGCGCUGGUAUUCUGUGGUCUGCGCAGGGAAUGAUCAUGAUGUCGUAUCCGAACGAGAAUCAGAAGGGAAGGUACAUUUCCAUUUUCUGGGUCAUCUUCAACCUCGGCGGCGUCAUAGGCGGUAUCGUCCCGUUCGUAGUCAACUUCAACGAGGACCGCGACAGCCCGGCGAAGCCACUGCCUGAUGCCGGCUACAUCGUCUUCGUUGCGCUUGAGGCCCUGGGUGCGCUUGCUGCUCUUGCCUUGGCCCCGCCCGAGCGUGUCGUGCGCGGCGACGGCUCACACGUCGUGCUGAUGCGCUACACUGACGUGCGCUACGAGGCAAUCGAGGUGCUCAAGCUGUUUAUGAACCCGUGGAUGCUGCUUCUGCUGCCCAUGUGCUUUGUGUCCAACUUCUUCUACUCGUACCAGUGGGGUGCCUUCAACGGCUCGCUGUUCACUAUCCGCACGCGUGGACUGAACUCGAUGCUGUACUGGGCAUCGCAGAUGGCCGCCGCAUACGUGAUCUCGUUCCUGCACGACCGUGAGAAAAUGAGCCGCCGCCACCGGGCACUCACGUCACUAGGCAUUGUGGCCAUCCUGGGCAAUGUCAUGUGGGGAUGCACUCUGGUCAUGCAGCAGCGGUACACGCACGGCCCGACCACGACCGCUGACACUGACUACCCAGGCGGUCUGAUCGACUUCACCGAGUCCUCUCGCGCAGUGGGCCCGAUCAUCCUGUUCUGCUUCAUGGGCGGCGUCGAUGCGCUGUGGCAGUCCCUGGCAUACUGGAUGCUGGGUACUCUGACCAACGACUCGCAGAUGCUUGCCCGCUACGCUGGCUUCUACAAGGGCAUGCAGUCGCUUGGCGCCGCCGUCGCCUGGCAGCUCGAUGCCAAGGGCGUCACGCUGAUGCACCAGCUCAUUGCCAACUGGGUGCUGAUGGCCUGCGCGCUGCCCUUCAUGUUCUACGUUGCCUACAACAUCAAAAACCAGUCCGAUGAGGUCGAGGAUCUGCCGGCCGACGAUUGGCUCAUCAAGGGCAACCACGACGACCUCGAGUACCUCUAAAAAGCCCUGUUCUCCACGUGUAGUUUCUUGGUUUGAAAAUAAAAAGAUGAAACACCUGUAAUGAAAA
Linderina pennispora is the source of this 1748-nucleotide messenger RNA. Its product is annotated as UNC93-like protein. Bases 329 to 1681 code for a protein of 450 amino acids. NCBI's taxonomy places the organism in Eukaryota, Fungi, Kickxellomycota, Kickxellomycetes, Kickxellales, Kickxellaceae. The transcript has 2 exons. The record is from RefSeq and is a predicted model, not a curated record.